AACGGGAGAAACGUUUUUGUGUAUAUUAUUAUUUCUACACUGACGCUAAGGUAUUAUUUAAUAUUAGUACAGUGUACAGUGAAUCAGUGUUAGUGUUCUUUCUUGAAUAAAGUGAAUAGUAGAAAAUGGCUCGUACAAAGCAAACAGCCCGUAAAUCGACUGGUGGUAAGGCACCACGCAAACAAUUGGCAACAAAAGCUGCCCGUAAGAGUGCACCAGCGACUGGUGGUGUAAAGAAACCACAUCGUUAUCGUCCCGGUACAGUGGCUUUGCGUGAAAUUCGUCGUUAUCAAAAAAGUACUGAAUUGUUGAUCCGCAAAUUGCCAUUCCAGCGUUUGGUACGCGAAAUUGCCCAGGAUUUCAAGACCGAUUUACGUUUCCAGAGUUCCGCUGUUAUGGC
Messenger RNA from Rhagoletis pomonella (apple maggot), 400 nucleotides. RefSeq names its product histone H3. The record is from RefSeq and is a predicted model, not a curated record. Gene Ontology annotation, molecular function: structural constituent of chromatin; DNA binding; protein heterodimerization activity. Lineage: Eukaryota; Metazoa; Arthropoda; Insecta; Diptera; Tephritidae. Gene Ontology annotation, cellular component: nucleosome.